UAGUGAGUCUAUGUAGGGAGUAUUGAAGUAUUUCAGACUGAGCAAAACGCAAACCGACUAGUUUACAUUGGUCCUUCUUGCGUACGCAGAUAGAAAGUGGAAAGGAAAAAUGUCAGCCUUGCCUGACGGCAAAAAGCUGGUGCGAAGCCCGAGUGGACUGCGCAUGGUGCCGGAGAACGGAGCUUUCAGCAGCCCGUUUUCGUUAGACGAGCCUCAGUGGGUCCCGGAUAAAGAGUGUCCCAGAUGCAUGCAGUGUGACACAAAAUUUGACUUCAUCACCAGAAAGCACCACUGUCGACGAUGUGGUCGGUGUUUCUGUGAUAAAUGCUGCAGUAAGAAAGUGGCCUUGCCCAGGAUGUGCUUUGUAGAUCCAGUCAGGCAGUGCAGGGACUGCGGCCUCGUCUCACAGAAAGAACUCGACUUCUACGACAAACAGCUCAAAGUGCUUAUGGCAGGUGGCACCUUCCUGGUCACACUAGGCUUCUCAGAGAAAUCGGAGACCAUGGUGUGCCGUCUGUCCAAUAACCACAGAUAUCUGUUCCUGGAUGGAGAAAGCCAUUUUGAGGUGGAGUUGUCACGGAUCUCCACCAUGCAGGUGCUGACAGAGACAGAAGGCUCAGCCCCAGGAGAGAAAGAUAUUCAUACUUACACCACUCUGCUGGACAGUCAAUAUAUAUCAGAAGGAGGUUUGUCUCGUGCCACAGGCAUGCUGCUGCACUAUAAGCCUCCGGGCUCACAGGACUCUCAGCAGCUCCGCAUGGAGGCAGCCGACGACAAGAAGAGCGCCUCCUGCUGGCUUGCUGCCAUGCACAAGGCUACCAAACUGCUGUACGAGUCGAGGGACCAGUGAAAUAACUGCAGUAAAGGCCCAGAGCUUAAAGAGGAGCAGGAGGAGUGUCGAGACCAAGAAAGAAGGACGCGCUCGCUUUUGUUAGAAACUCACAAAUACUCCACAAUGCCUACUUGCUUUCUAUCGGACCUCUGCUUUCCGCUUUCCCUUUUGGAGUAACCGGAUUGGUCAUGUGACUUGUCCGUCGCUCCAAUAGGGUGGACCAAGUUAACCAUUGAUUCUAAUGCAAUGUGUAUAUAUGAUGUAAAGGAUGUAUGCACAUGUACUACAGUGUAAACGUGAGUUGGGUCUCACACAUGAUUUUAUUAUUUUUUUUUUCUCUCAGAAUUACAUCAAAUAUUCCUAUUUUAACACACACAUACACACACACACAUAUAUAUAUAUAUAUAUAUAUAUAUUUACUUUUUACUGCCAGUAUAUUCACUCGUAACACUUUGUAACAGUGCCUCCAAUUCACCUGUACACACUACAGCAAGCAGUUCAUUUGAAUAUUUCUGCUUUUUAACCAAGUAUCUGUAUGUCGUUAUUUUCCAAGUGCUCGAUUACACUACAGUUCAUCCCCGGUAAUGUAAAUGAAGCAAUUUCCAAGAAACUCCUCAUUGUGCUCUCUGUACAAGGUUUUCUCACAAAUCCAUGGUCAGUAUUCAGAAAACAGAACAUCUGAGGUCUUUCUGUUUUCCCCCUUAAAAUAAAAUCCGUUUUUUUUUGUAAAGCAAAUGUGUCGUAAUACAAAUUUGUUUACAAAUCUGUGCAUGGUGUGUACUGUAUAUGUACACACGUUUUUUUUCUUUCUUAUUUGCUGAUUAAAUCAGUUGUUUGUAACCUG
Messenger RNA from Tachysurus vachellii, 1676 nucleotides. RefSeq names its product zinc finger, FYVE domain containing 21 (gene zfyve21). The record is from RefSeq and is a predicted model, not a curated record. The transcript is spliced from 8 exons. Bases 110 to 850 code for a protein of 246 amino acids. Gene Ontology annotation, molecular function: metal ion binding. Lineage: Eukaryota; Metazoa; Chordata; Actinopteri; Siluriformes; Bagridae.